AUGGCCCCAUCUCCUGAAAAUGAUAAUACUCCUAAAGCCCCUGAUAAAAGUGACAAGAGUAAAUCAGAAAGAAUUGCUACUUCGGAUAACACAAAAGAAAACGACAAAGACGAAAAGACAUUAUCGAAUUUGAACGAUGGGGAAUUAAAGGCACUCCUGGAUGAAGCUAUUAACUACAAGAAUCCUAAGGAUAGGGAAGGAAAAAGUAAAUUGUUUAAGGAUCUUCUCAUUCAAGCCGAAGAAACUGAACGCAUCGCUCGAGCGACUAGUGCUGGUGGAUCCGAAGAAGCUCGCCAUUACAAUCCUUCGGCAGCCCGUCGCCACCACGGCCGCCACAGCGCUGGCGCUGAUGGCGGUAGCGGUAGUGGUGGACAUCACGGUGGAAGAAGACAUCACGAUAGACACCGGAAACCGUCUUCCAUCUCGGAGAAUAUGAUGCAUGGAGGCAGCUUGGACAAUCUGGCCAAGGAAGAACUGUUUCUGGAAUCACGGCAAUGUUUGAUUCCGAAGAUGAAGACAGUUAGUACGAGGCAGAGAGAAGGGGGCAGCCUACCAUGUGAUGUAAACUCCAGUGUUAUUAAUCCCAACAUUCAUUCUUUUAUUAAAGAAGUAAAGAAAAGUCAAGCUGCUAUUAAGGAUAAGGAAUACACCACUGCAGAUAUUGAGACAGAUUCAGAAAACCAGAGGCUUCUAGAUAAUGAUGUUUUAGGGCAAAACUAUCAAGAAUCACAGGAGAUCACUAUUGUUCCGAGGUUUACAACAAAAGCUACGUUACAAAUUGCUGCUACUCCAGUGGAUGAGCCGAUCUCCUUUGAUUUAGACACCAUUGCUGAUAGCAAGAAACCUCCUGAACUAGUAGAUCCUAACAAGGUGCUGCACAGCAAAUAUAGUGUCUUUUUUCCUACAUAUAGAAGUACAGAAGAUAGGAAAGUUGAUGAAAAUGGAAACGCUCUCCAUCAAAAUACCAACACAAAAACCAAGAAAAAGAAAGCCCAGACAGAUAAAAACGUGGUCGUUCUUACAGCUGAAAGUGUUGAAGGCCAUCGAAGUGACAUAAUAAACGAUGUCGACAAAUUGAUCCAGUACAUCGGUGGUGAUAAAACUGAUACGCCUUCAGGCAAAAGUUCAAAAUCGAAUGUCCACAAAUCUAAACAAUUACACAAACAACAUGCGUCUGAAGAUUCUGGUCGAGGAAGCAGUGGUAGCUGUAAAAAGCAGCGCGCUCAUUCGUCGAAAGGAAAAGAAUCUAGGUCUGAAAUAAAGAAGAGUAAUUCGUUAGGUGAAAUAUCGACUGCUAAGUUGGACGAUUUUACCUUUGUUGCUCCUGAAAACGACGAUGAAAAUAAAGUCGUUUUGAGAGGGAACAAGUACCAAAGCGAUAGACCAAAGGAAAGAAGAUCGUGGGGAAAUGUUGAGGCGCCAUCUUUUCAAAUUUUGUCGAGUAACGUCUCCACAGAGAACCUUGAAGCAGCUGAAAAUUGGGUUGUCACUAAAACGAAAAAGAAGAGCAAAAAGCGUCGCAACAGCAUCAGCAGUGGCAGCAGGGCACAAAAUUCUACGUACGAAAACAACGGCAAACAGCACUCAAAUCGCGUUCCUUCUCCGGACUUCCGUGGAAAAUCUGCUUCUUCUGUGCCUCAGAGUGAAAAGUCGGACACUUCAGACGCAGAUUCCGUUCAUUCUUUACCUAUUGACGGUAUAAAUGUGCCUAUAUCGUAUGCAGACAUAGCCAAAAAUACCGAGAAAGGUAAAGAGAAGAAAACUACUCCUGAAAAACCCGAGAAAGUGCCAAACAAGGACAGAUCACCCAAACCCGAGACUGAAUCAAAUACUAAGAAGGAAAAAUCCAAUAUAAAUAUUACUAACAUUAACAAAAAUUCUCCUCCGUCAGUGACUAACAAUAACAUAAAAUCCCCAGAGGUCCACAGUUCUAAAACUCUCCCCGCCAUACCUACCGAUUUUCCGAAAAGUGCCCAACCGCCCGAUUUCAACGACGCUAGAAAUUUCCCAGCGAUGUCCGCCGAAGUAAAUGUCCUCAAAAGCCCUCCCGUCAUCAGCGAGACACAAGUACCAAUAUUUCCUGUCUUACAAUACACUGAAAACACUAGGCAAUAUCCACCAGAUGUCAACGAUACGAAAUCAUUUCCUGCAAUGCCGACAGACAACGCAGCUAAAGGAUUUCACGCCAUCGGUUCGGACCUUAAUAAUACGAAAAGUUUUCCCGUUAAUAAUAAUAAUAAUAAUAAUAAAGUAUUAAAUGUGGAGAAGACGAAUGUUAAAAACACUACGGUGAGUGGUAAAGUGAGAAACGUGUCGCCGACUACGAGAACCGCCCCCUCCAGAGGUACAUUUAACAAUAACAAUAGCAAUCUUAACGUGAAAAGUGGUGUUAUGCAAAACUCUAUAGGUGUUGUUCAUAAUGAUAUACAAAACGAUUUGUCGAUACUCCAUUCAAAUGAAAAAGAAUCAAUCCAGUUCAACGCUCAGAUGUUGCCCCCGAAUAUUCCUGAUGUCCAGACCAUUGAAAAAAUGCAUUUCAUGAACUGCCAUCCACAGCAGCAACAGCCACAACACAUACCUUCCCCAAUCGUCGUCACUCAACACGUCCCCCGCACGAACCACCCACAUCCCGUCACUCAAUCGGAAUCAACUCAAACAUGCACUGAAGUUGUGACAUCACUACCUAGCAACAAAAAUAAAGUAGACUGUGAUAAAAGUGAUCGAACAAUGGUGAGCGAUAGCAAUAGUAAUAAGGGUGAGGGUGGGGAGGACGAGCGGCCACCUCCAGUAGUGAUUCUGAGCGGUAUAGGAAAUAAGGAAGUUACGGGUCUGGUGUUCGGAUUCGACGUGAACGAACAAUUAUUGCAAGAUGACGUUUGCAACAAUUUCGUAGCAAGGUUCGUAGCUCCCGAAGGAUACACGCACGUAUCGCAUAAUCAUGACAAAAUCGUCAACUUUAUUGGGUCAGCGUGGGAAGCCAUAAUCAAUCAGCCGAACGGUAAGGUCAAGUACUACAUGGAAGAAUCCUAAACGUGGAUAAAGUGAUAGUGUUGUACUUGUUUGAAUAAAAAAAAACCGUUAAAAUACUAGUCAAAUCACUGACAUUUCGUAGUUUAAACCCAAUAAACUUGAUACAAAUAAAACUUAGUGAAAUUUCGGAUACACGGAUACGGUAGCGAUGAGAAGUACUGCCUUUAUUAAAUGCUGCUUGAACUGUAUAGAGCAGAUGAUGAAGAAGCAUGUCGUCGUCGGGAGCAAAGACAAAGUGUCAAAACAGGAAACCUCGAAUUUUCCAUGAUAACAAAGACUCGAUAGUUUCAGCAAUAUUACGAAAUAGUUAACGAGGGUGGCCUCGAGAUGUCCCGCUAGGAUGAUCCUUAAAAACCAAACACUUUACUACUAAUGUCACAAAAACAAAAUAAAAUAUCAGGUGGUAGAGGUUAAAUUAUUUGUCGCCAAAAUGAUACAAUGAUUUAUGAAUUAUUAUAUUAAUUAUAUUUAGUUUAUGUAUUCAAUAUAAAAUUGUUCGUAAAUGUUUUCGAAAGUUGGGAUCCACUUGUCUUAAAAUUAUAUAGGUGUCCAAAGUACAUACGUUAAAAUGUAUCAAACUUACAUGCAAAUAAUUAUAUUGCUUUGUUGGUUUUAUGAAAGUCUUGUCUAGAUGGCUAGAUAAUUCCGAUAACUAUGGUCUUUAAUCUAUUAUUCCCAAUUUAGUUUAACUAUCAGUUAGUUUUUAUAAGGUUUUUGUUAAUUUUAAAUAAGAACCAUAAAAGAAACCUGGCUGGUUGUUAUUCUUUAUUAAAUGGUGUAAGUUAAUUCAAAUGAGUUCUUGUUGUUCUUUCUUUAUUACUUUCAUAUAUUUUACAAUAUAUUUAAUUAAAAAAUAAUAUAAAUUUUAUAAUAUUUAUAUCAUUGUUUUAUAAGUUUCGUUUUGUCUCUAUCUACUUGUUAAUCUCAAAUCACUAAUCGUAAUACUUUAAUCCAACAAAUGUACAUGGAAAAACAAAAUACUGGAACAAUAUUCCUAAUUGCAGCAAAUGGUGAAUUAUGAGUGAAAAUGAGUUAAUGGCAGAUGCAAAUCGAUCUGAAUAGCAGAUAACACUAAAACUUGACAGUAAAUAAAACUUCGUAGAGACGCAUCUGAAGAAAUGUUUAGCUUCUGAUGGUUCAAGUCCUGUAAAUCGAGGUGAAAGUACGUCAUUUAGCGCAUCUCACCAUAAAUAACGUGUAAUGUACGCUGCAAUCACUCCAGGGAACAAAUAUGCUUCAUAUUCCAAUUUUAUUGUUUUUCAAUUAUUCGCUAUAUCUUUUUGGUUUAUUUGAAAUUUUUCUCAUUCCUUACCAAAAUUUUUGCUUAAGGUGAUAUUACAGAAUAGGCAUGCUUCAUGGUAUCAUCUUCUCCCUUACUCAUAUGUAUGUUAUCUUGAAGGUCUGACAGUAGCAAUUAUCACUUCAAUCUUUGGAAAGAGUUUGAACCGCUGUCUUUUUUACUUAUAUUAUCAAGAUAUAAAAGAAUAAAUAUAUUGAUAAAUUUGUUUUAAUACAUGCACUGGGUGUAGUGGGGUUCCAUACCACUGCUCGAGGUGUACUUAUGAUGAACUAACAUACUUCCGUGACAAAAAAUAACAUUUUAGACAUACAGAGUAGAAGGAAAGUUGGAAAAUGUUUUGAAAUUUAACCAAACUAGAGAUAGUAUUUGUGUCACACAUCCCAUAUGAAGAGAAUAAAAUGAAAUCAAAAAUUAUAUGAUUGUAUUUUUUAUGUUUUCACGCUUUAUUUCUCUUUGAGUAUUGUGAUUUUUAAAUAUCGUUUGUAGAAUGAGUUAUAUCAUGAGUAAUUGUUCUAAACAAUAGUAUUCUUUAUUGAAAAAGCAAGCUUUUGGCUAUGCUCUGUUAGGCGCGUACUAACAUUUGAGCAAAUUUACCUACGCUACGCUGUACGCGCACAUACGUUGACGCAUUUUAAUUUACAGCAAUUAUUGUGUGUUUAGGGAUGCUUCAGUUGUGCGUCGGUUUAGUUUUAUACAAGAUCUCAACAAAAAAUGAGGUCAUAAUAGCAAGUGCAGCCUAUGUAGUAAUUCAUAGUAUGCUUACACAAAAAAAAGCGGGAUAAGCGAUGGUGGAUAACACAGUAGUAUAGAAGCAGGUAGAUAUAUAGUGGAUCUGUUUUGUUAAGAGGCUUAAAAUUUCAAGAACUAGUGAACAAUUUCAAAAUUUUGUUUGUAUGUCUUCGAUAGAUUUUGAAAAACUAAUCAAUGUGAUCAAUCAUGAGCAAAAUGGAUACGAAAAAUGCUGAGUUCUCCGUUACUCUCCGCUCCAUUCUUAAAAAAAAAUCGAAUUAAACAAUUUUUAACUAAAAUCAAUCCGUACAGUGUAUCGACACAACCUCUACAUUCACAAAUACCGUGCAAACUGAGCAAAUUGACGCGUAAAUAUUCUUUGAUGUCGUCCAGAAAUCGACUACUGGCGGAUAGCAUUCCGGCGGGGACACCUACAGACCUGAGCAUUUUUGCGCGCAUAGCGUUCAAGCGAAUAAAUUUGCUCAAGUCACUAAGCGUCUUUACAUUGAUCUACUAACAUUUCUUUAAUUUGCCGCGUAGGCCAUUAUUAAAUAAAUCAUAUUUUUUAAUAUUUCGUCUUUUUUUCUUAAUUAGUUGGUUUUGAUAAAGACCAAUUUUGUCUUACUUCAUACUUUAUCUACCUAAAAAUCAAUAUUAACUAAUAAUUAUCGUGGCAUUAAAGUCUUAAAGUCAACUUACAUAGAAAGAGGUGAACAUUUUCUUUUAUGUUUAUUAAUUUAGUAAACUGAAGACUUUUUAAGGAGUUGUAAUGGAGAAUGAUGUAAUGAGAAUGGCGAGAAACAGUUUAAAAGUUUGCUAACUAAAUUUACUGGUUUCGGUAACUUUGAAGAAUCAUACUAAUUCUUAACCUAAGAUAUAUUCAAAGCUUUAAGAUUGUGUACAACUCUAGUAGCUAUUGCAUUUAGCAAAUGAUUGGGCUUGGGGAUCAAGCAUGUUGCUGUAUUCAUUUUCUGCUUCUAUACUGUAAGAAGAUUAAAGAACCAAAGGUCUUUAUUCAAAAUCAGUUGAUUGAAUGAUGACGACCAGUUUCAUAAAGCUGUUGGGCUAUGCUAGGCUUGCGUGAAUCUCCCUGUACAUUUAAAUUUACGUUCAAAAAGCGCCUAUUUAUAUAUAAAAAUCCACUGGUAUCAGCGUUUUUUAUAAUUAAAAAAAAACAAAUAAUUUUAUUCCAUAAGUGGUUUUCUCCCUGUAAAUGCACAUUAAAAAUAAAAUUGUGUAAAUACACGGUUGUAGUAUUCUUCUUUCAGUUCAGUGAUGAUUUAUGUUGCUUAUACAGACAAAUUUAGUAUUCAAAUUUUCACCUAGCAAUUUUCUGAUUCUUUGGACAGAACUGUAUGGCAAAAUUGUUAAAGCAUAAAAAAGUGUCACAUUUUUCGUUACAGCAUUUUUUGUAGAUAACUUUAAAUUUUCAACAAUUGUUUAGAGUUUUUCCAUUUCCAAAAACCGUAUGUUUUUUGUUUUUUCUCCAAUAUUUAUUCUCAUGCGCUGGAUUUUUUUUGUAGAUACACUUUCCGUGAUAUUCGGGAUAAAAUGUUUAAAUACAGGGAUCUGUAACGUUUUCCCAGAAUUUUCCACAAUGGUUUUAGCUGUGACAAAAUCAAUUUUAGCUGUGACAGACUGUACUAUUUAGUUUUCCAACAACAAAUAAUUAGCAACCCCCUGUGCAACUUUACUACAAAUAAUACUAACAUUUGACCUAGGCCGAUCUAAAAGGAAGAACAAUUAUGAUAAUUAUGACAAUAUGUUUUAGUUUUAUACACAGUUAGUACAAAGAAUAAUCAAAAAUAAGAGUAAAAAAAUAUUUGCAAGUAUUUCUGUUAUUAUUUUAGAAUAUUUAGUAAUUUACCGUGAAUCUAGAAAAGAAAGAAAUAAAUAUGACAUUACCUUCGACUAUCAGACUGUAAAUAUACAACAAAUCAUCACCAUUUUUCAGUCAAUCGUGGCCACUUCUGGAUAUAGGCCUCCCUCGGUAUCUUUCAAUGUUCUUUACAUUAGACAGCUUACAAAAAGUUUCCCGCUACUUUCUUAUAACUGAUAACGUAUAUUAAAAAUAACUUUUUUGUGCUUUUAUACAUGAAAUCUCAACAAAAAAAACCUUAAAAAUAAAGAAAAACGUUUAUUAAAAAGCAUUUUAGGUAGCAGGCCUAUACUAUUAACGAUAAAAGAACAGUGUAUCGUAUGGUUACACAAAUUAUUUGUCGUUCACUUUCUAAUGACAUUUGAAAAUUAAUAAGAUAAUAAAGGAAAACAUAAAAUAACCCUAUGACUUGAUGUAUUAUAAAAAAAUACGGCAGAAAUCCUAACCCGUUUUUAAGGAUCGUCCGAGUAGUAACCCGACAUUUCGGGGCCAUAACAAUAAUUUAUUAUUUAAUAAUUCAACUGCAUGUUGACACCAAAGUGUUACAGAUAUCGUCAAAAAUAACUAUUUUUUUUUUCUUUUAAAAAAGUGCUUGUGCUAUCAUGGCGCUACGUUGAGCCUGUGGUGCGGGAAUGUUUGCGGAAUGAAAUUUUUUACGUUUUAUGUAAAAGUACAGAAUGUUCCGAACAAGCAUAGAAGUAUAUGUUUUGUUUAAUUAUUUAUGAAGAACUAUAUGUAUUGUUUUUGCUUUUCAGAUGUAGUAAAAAUUGGCAAGAUAAUAUUAUUUUGUAUAAAAUGUUUAAAAUUAUUCCAGAAUGAAUUUAAAUCUUUGAAUUUUAUUAACACUUCUUCUUCUUAGAGUGCCGUCUCCCUACGGAGGUUGGCAAUCAUAAUGGCUAUUUUUAUUUUAGAACUUGCUGCUCUAAACAAAUCAAUCGAUCUGCAUUGGUACCAAUCACGUAGAUUCUUUAACCAUGAGUUCUACCUUCGGCCAACAGAUCUUCUUCCUUGAAUCUUUCCCUGUAUUAUCAGUCUCAAAAUUUCAUAUUUUGGUCCCCUCAUCACGUGGCCUAGGUAUUCCAGUUUCUGGUUUGUAUAGUGGUGAUUAGUUCUGUUUCUUUACCAACCCUCUCCAGUACUUCUUUAGUUUAUUAUUACAGCCUAUUUGGUUUUUUUAUCAAAAUGAUAAUUGUCUUGAUUUAAAAAUUGUACAUAUAUACAGGAAACCUUUAAUAUAGUAGAUGGGUCUAAAAAUUGCCAUUUUGUAUGAAUAGUUGUUAUAUAAGCAGGCAAAGCAACAAUUAUGGGAUUAGGUUCCGGAAUAUUUUUUUAAACUAGAAAUUAGUAGUUUUAUUCCAUCUACUAUUAGUAGUCUAUCACAUCUACUAUCAGUUUCCGUCCCUUUUUAAUUUGUUUCUGUGCCUUACAGAUUUCUUAGUAUACAAAAAAACAAUUUUGCAGUUCUCCUUGUAGUUUACGUCUGCUUUCAGGUAGUGCCUUUACAUCUAAUUCAGCUAAGGUUACACAUUCACUUAGUUUUUUUUUUAUAUUCAUCAAAUGCCGUUAGAAAAGAUUCUGAAGCUUCAUCACUGCUAGUGUCAUCAGAAUCAACUUGCAUUACAUUUUUUAACGAAAGUUUCAUUAAAUCUAGGCCACCACUUUCUUCUUCCGUCAAAAUUCGACUCGAUUCGAGUGGACAGUUUCUAACAUGUCAUCAAUUUCAUUUUGUAAGGGUUUAAGCCAUUUUGCGUUCCAACCCAAAUUUAAUAUUUAUAUUGUCAGUCCAUUCAGUAAUGAGGCAAUUGUUUCAAUAGAAUCUUUAUGAUUCGAUGCCCCGUUUCACUUCUAUCUUUCCUUCUAUAAUAAGCUUUAAGAACUGGUACUUGGAAUUUCGAAAUAUAUGACCCUGAAACCAACCAAUGUUUAUUGCAUCCUUCUGUUAUUAAAUUUGAUUGUAAUUGUGCAAACCAAACAUAUAACAGUAAAUGAACUGUGUAUAUCUGCGUUAAUAAACUAAUAAUUUUAAUAUACAAAUUGGGGAAUAUGUACAAUUCGUACAUAUAUAUGUCCAUCAAUAGAAAACACAGAUUUUUAUGUACCGGAACAUUCUGUAUAUUAUGAUAGAGGCUGUUGUUAUAUUCGAUGUAUCAUUUAACAGGGUAAGGGUGCACUGAAUUCAAAAAUCAAACUAUAAUUGUCACCUCCAAACCUGUAUCCUAUGUAUUUUAAUUUUUAAAUAUAUUUUAGGAAUGAUCAUGUAAAAAGUGACUGAUUGUUUAGUGAUAUGAAGAAAAAGCAGUUCCAACUAGAAAACCAUCGUAUGUCGGGAGUUUUCAUAAAAAAUGUUUUAAACCACAAGAACAAAUUUUUGAAAGUAUGUGGAUGUUUUUUAAAAUUUUUUCUUACGUUGAUACUUUAAUUGAUAUCUAACAUGUUGUCUGGCAUGUGUGUUUAUGUAUCAAUGAUCAAUACACGAUAUAUGGUUUUGUUCCGAAUGUUCAUCUGUUGCUUUUGCAUUUUUAUGUUGGCUUGACAGAUUUGUAGAAGUUUUGAUGAAAUGUCUUGUCAUUUUCUGUACAUUGAGUUUUCCCUUAAAACUAAUUUUUUUCUUAAUGUGUCUAUUAAAGAUUAUCGUUUUUCUUUGGAAAAAAAUAAGGAUAUUUAUGAUGUUAAAUGAUACACAGAUUUGGCAUCUAUCCUUUGAUUUUUCAGGUGCGGUUUUUUCUAUCCAAUUUCAAUGUUUGCUAGUUUGUAGCUUUCCAUUUCCAUAUUGAGAAUACUAUAAUUGUUUAUAACAAUAUAUCAACAAUUUUUGGACCACCUCACAAGCUCAUGGUUAUUAUGACAUGAGUACCCUUAUUCCAAAGAAGUAUAGCUGAAAAUAUCACAAUUGGGGAGCCAUUUACUCUUUAAGUGGGCUAAAAUUCCACGAUUCAUUUCCUAUGUAGUAAAUGCUUUUCAUUUAGGCUGUCCAUCAGUUUGGUAUUCCAAAUUGUUCUAAUUUGUAAAAUUAGUAAUUAAAAAUUAGUUAUGCUUUGCUAUCCCUUAUCUCUUACAUUUCAGAGCCAGUAAUUUUCCUACUUGCAGUGCCACAUUAAUUUUAGUCAUCUAUAUUUUGCAGUUUUACAGUAUUUCAAUUUGUUUUCUAAGUUCUGUUGCGUUUCACUUGCUUAUGUAUAUGAAUCUUUAAACAUAUUGUCAAAAAUAAUGCAGACUUUAUGGCUAGAAAUCAUAAAAUAUAUGAAGAUGACUCCAAUUUGUGCGAUUUAGUUUGGAACUGCUUCUAUGUUACAUAGCAGAAGUGAUAGAGUGUAUAAAAAUUUCUUUCCUAGGACAAUUGUAUGAAAGGUACUCUUUUCGGAAUAGACGUUGUAGGAUAAAUACUUAUUUUUUGACGGUGAUAAUAUUUUAUAGUUUCUUUUCCUCUUUUUGUUAAAAUAAAAUAAACAAAACCAUAUAAAUAUGUAAAAAAUGUGUAAUAGGAAAAAAAUAUAUAUGUAACAAUGUGUGUAUGCUUUUUUCUUUACGAAAAUAUGCCGGUGCCACUUUUUUCAAUUGUACAAAAAGUGGCAUUCGUUGUAUUUGGAUACAUAAAGAAAAGUUUUAUAUAUAAUCUAGAUGGUUUUAUUUUUUUAAUUCAGUGUGUUUCUGUUAGACAUUUCUCACAAACGUAAACAAGUCACUACAACAGUGUGUAACUUGUAAUAUUUUCAAUAAAACGACAAAAAAUCAUUGUACAAUUAUAUCAAAUGGACUAUUAAAGUCGUGAUGGGACAUGAGGAGUGUUAAGCUUCAAAAUAUUUGCAAAGAAAUUCAUAAAUGCAAAUUUCCGCUUUCUCGUUAAUAUUUACAAUACAUGAUAGAUAAAAGAGUAAUAAUUUUUUUAUAUAGAUAUCUAAUAAUCAGCAAUCAUAUUAAACAUUUCUCCAAAAAAUGUUACAAAUUAUGUAAUUUUUAUCUUUGUGGCGGAUUACAAAUAUUUGUGCAGUAAAUUGGAGUAAAACUGAAUACAACUGAACAAUUACAAUUUUAAGAAUUAUAUUUUUAUCUUAGUUCCUUUAACUCCAAUUGAAGCAUAUAAUAUUACUCGUCAUGACUUUCGAAAUUUUGUCGGCGCAGAGAGCAUUCAGAGAGAAAAAAGUCGAUGAAUUCCGUGACUUGAUUACGAGAGUUACAGGUCGAAUUUACUUCUCCGACUAAGAUCAUUCCCGGUAAUUUUGCUGUGCAUCAACUAGGCGUACCGAUUGGAGGAUUUCCAAAGUCAUUAAAGUUUUGACAACUUGUAUACUUAAAUAUUCUCCAACGCCGUUGAUUCCAUCAGCGCCUUCACCUCCAACAAAAUCUUCAAUUUUUCUAGCCUCGUGCUCCACAGAUUCCUUUGAUAUUUUUCUUGGUCAACAUCUUUGUCUGCGUCCUUGAGGAUUCCAAUAUAACGCAUCUUUCUCAAUUAAGCUAAAGUUUUCCUUAUCUUAGAUUCCAUCCGUUUCCACUUUUUUAUUAGAAUUUCCUAAACUCUCUUUUUUUACCUCUUCGGUGAUUGUACCAGGUCACAUUUGGCCACCACACAAAUUAAAGACUUUGUUAACAGGAUUAGGAAUUUUUUUUUCAUUAUUUAAUAUGAAUAUCGAAGAGUUAGAGCUAGUUACUAGCUUUGAAAGAUGUCUUGAGACCUUUACUGGUCUUAAAAUUGUAAGAAAGUUAAAUAAACAACUUUAAAAUGUACCAACAAUAGACACAUAACCUAAAAAUUUCGUAUAGACAAUGUGAUCAGUGCUUACAAAAAUCAAUGAUAUAUCUCUUCUUAAAGACAAAUAAAUAUUUAAUACAAUAUUAAUUUAUAGAUAAAAGAACUUUAAUCGUCACUUAGUGUCAAGGUAUAUGUCAAAUGAAACCUCUCAAUCAGCAAGUACUAUUUAAAAGUAUCCCCCAAUUGUCCAAGCAAUACCUAUGCAUUACUAUUAAGAUUAAUUCCUUGCUUGUUUAAAAAGUAUGUAAGAUCCCAUCCUCGUGAGCUAUCGCAAUUUAAUAGUCUGAAAACAAUGGUUUUUUUUUUAAACAGAUUUGCUGUUUGUUUAACGACAAUUGAAAACAUUUUGUGUCAGUUUUAAAUAAAUUAGACAUUGUUUGUUUUAAAUAAGUGUACCUCAGCAUUAAACAUAUCAAUUUUGUUAAAUUUUUGCUAUUGUUUCAAUUUAUCUGUGAUUAAAAUAUAUGGUUUAGAAUUAUAUAUUUUUUUGUAAUACUCUUGGCACCUUUUGGAUUUUGGUGUUUGUAGACCAGUUUUUUACUAUAGAAGUUAAAAUGAAAAAUAUGUUAGUAAACUAGUCACCCAAUAUCGACAUUAAGUGCCAUUUUCAUAAGAUUUCUGUUUUAAACUUCUGGAGAAUCCCAAUAUAUCAUAACCUAAAAAACAUCAUCUUAAUAAUGUUUUCUUUCUGUCUAUACACUGGCUUUGUCUCAUUAAUUUUCCCAAAUAUUUGUUGUUUUGAACAUCGUUGGCUGCGGGCACUCUUGGUCCUGAACUCUAGUUUUAUGUAAAUUUUUGUUUCAAGUACUUAAGUUUUUGAUAAACGUGACUAUUCUGUCUCUUAAUCAACGUUUCCUCAUUCUCUCACUGGGUUUGUACUAUAUUUUCUGUCGCUACUUGUGAGAAGACUUUCACUGUGUUUUUUCUGAUUUGUCAUACCAUACAUAAUGUAUUUUAUUCUAUUAAUAUUCUCAUUGAAUUGCCUUUUAUGGUUUCUCUAAACAUAUUCAGUAAUAAUAUCCAAAGCAAAAUUUUGAACAUGUUCUGAUCGGCUAAAAAUCAUACCAAAAACUGGCUAAAAGUACAAAUAUUAUGUACUUUCUAAUGUAUAGUAAUUUAAAUUACAAGCCCGCACCUGGGAACUACUAAUCGAUUACAGAUUACAAAUUUAAAUUCUUAUUGUAUGAGCCCAACAAAUCAAUCUUAUCUUGCUAAAUUCUUUCAUUUUAUUAAAGAUAAAUAUUUAACGAUAUCUGGUGACGUAGUUUUACAUUGAUCUAUGUUUAUUAGCUAAAUUGAUGUUAUUCUGUCAAAGCUUUAAUGAGUUGACAAUACUGAAAAAACAGAAACAUACUGCAAAAGCUUUCUUUGAGCAUAAAAUAGAUAUCACUGUUAAAGCUAGAACUUUAACUAUGUUUAUUUAUUGAUUAUAAAAUAAUUAGCUACAUGGAAUAGUCCCAGUGUUAUGCAACUUGAUCCACGGUCCUCAAAUUGCAUCAACUUUGAGAACUGUUCAACUCUUUGUUGUCAUUAGUUAUAUGCAAUAUUUGAAUAAAAAAUGUCAUGUGUAUUUCGGUUGUAUAAAAAACUAAGUCAUCUCGUUAUCAAUUUGUGGUGUAUCUGUGAUGUAUUAAUUGUUUAAAUUGUCACAGUAACUAAAUGUCACUUGUCAUUUUUAUUUAAUAGUGAAUUUGUUUUGUAGCAUGUACGUGUAAUAUACUUCCAUGGAUUCGAUCCGUUUCGUACGAUGUCUCCAUGUUCUAAUGCGAGACCCUGCUUUUUCCGCUUAGCAUAUAUUCUUUUCUUCCUAUUUUUAUUCCCAGUCACUGUUUUUAUAUUCCAUCUAUCUAGUCAUUUCCAUUAUAACCACUACUCCACAGUAUUUUUCUUUCAUUUUCUGGAUACUGUAUUUAGUAUUGUAAUAUAAUUCUAACAUAACUGACAUUUGUCAACUGUCAAUGCGAAAAGCUUCUAUGUCAAACAUAAUUUGAAUUGUAGAAAGAAUUUUAUAUUGAAAUAUUGCGUAAAACUACCCGAUACAAAGAAUUAUUAUGUAAAAUAGUUGUAUUAUGAAUUAUAAAUGAAAAAAGGCUAAGUCAUUUUUUAGUUUUUUAAAUAAUACGGCUGAAAUAGUUAUUUUUGAAAAUUUAGACAGAUCUAGGUGGACCUAUUGCUAGAUUUUAUAUAUACAGGUAUUUUUUUCAAAUUGUAAAUUGUUAAAAUAUCACAUUGUUGAUUCAUUUACUUCUAUAGAUAUCAAGGCUUAUUGUUAAUGAACAUUUGUAAUGUGUUAAAGAGAAAAUUGAGUGGUAUAUGAAAAGGUUCUUUCAAUUAAAAGAAAUUUUAUAGGAUUUUCUCAUGAUCAAAAUGUCGACUGCAAGAGAGUUUGGCUCGCUAUAAGGACUAAAUGGGAGAAAGCUCACUGCUAUGUUAUAUAAUUUUUAAUUUCCCUUUCUUGUUACUUUUCUGAUCUUUUGGAUUGUUUUCCUUCAUUCUUCAUUCCAUGUGUUUUCAAGUCACUUUUUGAAAACAAAAGUAUUCAACAAGUGUAUGAAAGUGUUUACUUUUUUUUUCACGUUCGUCUUUAUGAAUAUUUCUAUUAUCAGUAAGAAAACUGGGUGAAUUAUUGACUUCUUUUAUGAGUAUUUUUCCAUUACUUAUCCCACAAAAGAUCAGAUUUUAUCCCUUCUCUUUACACUAUUUUAUAUCGUUUGAGCUUAGCAUUUAUUGAAAUAAAAUUUUCAGUAUAUUAUCUCUUGUGUCGAAAAUAUUAAAUUUUGGAGUUUAUAACUUUAUUAGCCCAUGUUUGCUUACAAUCAUGAGAUGUAAGUGUACAACAAGCUUCAUAUAAAAAUGGAAAAUUGUAAUACUUGAUAGUUGAUAGAAUUUUGAAAAUAUACAGGGUAUUGCACCUCAAUUUUCUCGAAAUUGAUUGCUUUUUCUGGUACAAGGUGCAUUAAUGGUACAACAUUCACAAAAAGAUUUGAGCUGGCAAAUAUAAAAUAAUCAAAAAUUGAAUUUUGUAAUGUUACUGUUAAUAUUUACUCAGUACUUCGUAAUUUGAGAUGUACAGUGAUGUAUAACUUCAUUAUAAAUUUGUAUUUUUAAGUACAUUUGAUGGAGUAAUUGAAAGAAUCAUUGUCUAUGACAUAAUAUAUUUAUUCCAAUAGAACAGUAUCAACUACAUAUCCGUUUGCUGCAGAAACUUCACAACAAAAAUGCUGUUUAAGAAAUAUCAUAAAAGUUAUUUAUUAUUAUAAUUUAUUGCAGUGUAAAAACAACGAAAAUGCAGCACAGUACCUUUCCUUGAUACUCAGAUAUGUGUAAUAAUACGUCUGGUACAAACUUAAAACUGAUUUCAAAAUAAUGUACUAUAUAGAACUAAAAAUAAAUUGAGUAUUUUUCAUAUUUUCAUGAUUAAUGAUUAAAUUACCUUACUGCUGACCACAUUGGCUAGAGAAAUUAAAUAUCUACACUCAUAGAUGUGGUACAAACUUAGUUAUGUAUAACUAUACUUCAGUGCAGUGUUCCCAUUGACGAUUAAAGCUUAUUAACCUAGAAUGAGUAAUCAGUGAUGGCUUUUAUGGUUAAGAUGCCCAGAAAUAAAGAAAGCAAAUUAAUGUACAUUUAACGGAUGUAUACUGAGGGUUAUAAGUCUAGGAAAACAAAAAGGAAACAGAUAUUCUGUUUCAAAACCAUUCUUAAAGCACCUUGUACGUUUGAAUUACUAUCCUCGGAGCCUUGAUGUAGCGAGAUAUGACUAAUUUGUAAAAAGUUGUUGUUUAUUUUGUUGUUUUUUUAUUUAGCUUGAGUUAUUUUUUAUUUUAGUCUAUUUUGUAAUAAUAAAACAUUAAGAUCUUAAAAUAUACUACUUGUAGGACAUUUAUUAGAUUUAGCGAAUAUAUAUAAUUUUGUAUUAUAUAAUGAUUCUAUUUAUCGAAAACUAAUAAACGAAUAUGGUAGAUAACACUAUAACGCUCUAAAUUUUGUAGUUGGAUAAAGAAAAUGAAAAUCGCUGCCAGUCAAAGGUGGUUUAUGGUUUGACAGUGUUUACAACAAUUGACUUUUUUAUGAAGGUGUUUGCUUUAGAUAUAUCACUUGUGGUUUUGCGCCAACAGCUCUGUGUUCAAAUAUAUAUACUUAUUGAUUAAAUUAUUGUUACGCAGUUACGGAGAAUUUUUUUAAAAACCAUAUGGUAUGAGAGUUUAAACUUGUCAGAUUUUAAAUUCAAGCUCUAACUAAAUACUGAUCUAUAUGCUUGAACAUUAUAACGCGUUUAUAAAAAUCUCAUUCCUUUGAGCAUGAGCAUAUAGAUGAUCUGAUACAUGUCCUAUUUGGAGUAUAUAAAUUUCGUUUAAAAUUUCACUCAAUUCCUCUUAUUUAUUUUUCAAAUCGAAAUAAUAGAUAGAUGUUAGUAUUUUUUAACUGAAACUUUUUUCUUUUGUGUAUUUUCUUCUGGUUAAACAUUGUGUUAAGUAGAGAAAUGAUUUUUUAAUCGGUUCAGUUGUUACAUUUUUAAAGAUUAUUUACACAAAAUAAAUACUUGCUUUCUAAAUAUAUACAUUAUUUAUUCA
Diabrotica balteata is the source of this 16259-nucleotide messenger RNA. The record is from the annotation of a GenBank genome assembly. Lineage: Eukaryota; Metazoa; Arthropoda; Insecta; Coleoptera; Chrysomelidae.